Molecule: messenger RNA, 512 nt
Organism: Rotaria sordida
Lineage: Eukaryota; Metazoa; Rotifera; Eurotatoria; Philodinida; Philodinidae
Source: the annotation of a GenBank genome assembly
AUGACUACUGCAAUCGAUACGUUCAUUUAUCUUCAACGAGAUAUUGAACAGUCAUUCCAACGUGUUCAAACUAUCUGUAGUUCUUCUCAUUAUGAUCAACAAGAACUUAAUCAAAUCUUGAAUCACAUAUCAUGUACGCUUGAUGAUUUACAAAAAGUAAAUCAAUUAAUCGAUUCAAGAUCUACACUUGAAAAUCAUCCUGUGAAUAUUACAUCCAAUCGAAAUGCUUCCCAUUUAUUAAAUUUAUCUGACAAUGAAAAUGAUUUUAAUGAAGAAAAUAUAAAAUUUAUACAGCAAAAGCCUAAAACUGAAAUAUCUAUUAAAGAUGAAACACAAAAAAAUAUUAGAAUUAGUUAUUCAAAAGAAAAUGAAAAACCAUUAUUAUCUUCUAAUUCAAACAUAAUCAAUACUAAAACAGUUCUCCUACCGUCAUUUAAUGAACGUGAAGAUAUUAUUAAUCAUAUAAAAUUACAAUAUGAUUAUUAUAAAAAUAAAAUUCAACCAAUAAAUAA